AUGAAAGAUUACUUGGGUGAACACAAUAAAUAUUUAAAAUAUGAGAACCCUAUAAUUAUAGAAAAGGAAGACGAAAAGAAUAUUCAUUCAAAAGAUGAUAAAACAUUGAAAGAUAAAAAUAUUGUAAGAGUUAUUGAGGAAAUAAGAAAAAAUUUAAAAUCAAAUGUUCUAUAUAAAAAUGAUAGUAAAAGUGUUAUUUUCAAUGAUCCAAUUUAUUAUUUAUUUCCAAGUAAAUGUAUAAAAGUAAAAAAAGCAGAGCAUAUUUCAUAUGUUUCCAGAGUAACAAAUGAUGAAGAUAUAUUACUGUGUCUUAAAAGAAUAUAUGAAGUAUUAUCUAAUAUGUAUUCAAAAAAUAUGAUCAUAAAAGAAGAAUAUUUGAAUGAAUUAUUGAGCAUAUCAACCGAAUUAUGUAGACAGAUUUCAGUCACUUGCUUUCAAAGAGGUUCUCUUCUAAAACAAUUAUUCAAUUAUAAUAUUAUGUUAUUAUUUGAAUACCACAAAUUGGUUAUGUCAUCACUUGCUUUUAAUUUGAAGAAGCAAAUGAAGCAGAAUGAUAUUUUAAAUAAUUUUCAUAAAGAAAUAGAAAAAAAAAAUAAUUCUAUUAAUACAUUGACUAAAGAAAUAAUAAAUACUGAAGAAAUGAUGGAACAGGAAAAAAUAAAUUCAGAAAAGGAGAUUGCAGAAGUAAAUAUUAUAUACCAAAAUAGGAUUGAUAAGUUGAAAAAAAACAAUCAAAGAAAAAAAGAUGAAUUUACAAGACUAUUGCAAUUGUAA
This is a messenger RNA of Plasmodium adleri (nom. inval.), 774 nucleotides long. Its product is annotated as dynein-associated protein, putative. Gene Ontology annotation, cellular component: axoneme. Bases 1 to 774 code for a protein of 257 amino acids. NCBI's taxonomy places the organism in Eukaryota, Apicomplexa, Aconoidasida, Haemosporida, Plasmodiidae. The transcript is spliced from 4 exons. Gene Ontology annotation, molecular function: dynein heavy chain binding. The record is from RefSeq and is a predicted model, not a curated record.